GCAGGCCGGGGACCUUACCUGCUCUCGCUUCACAGUCCUGCAACCUCCCACUUGAGCUCAGCACCCGCUGCCCCUGCACUGUCCAGGUCAAGUUGGAGCUGGGACAUCGCGCCCAGCUGCGCAAGAAGCCCACCACGGAGGGGUUCACCCACGACUGGAUGGUGUUUGUGCGUGGCCCUGAGCAGUGUGAGAUCCAGCACUUCGUGGAGAAGGUGAUCUUCCGGCUGCACGACAGCUUCCCCAAGCCCAAACGCGUGUGCAAGGAGCCCCCGUACAAGGUGGAGGAGUCGGGGUACGCUGGCUUCAUCAUGCCCAUCGAGGUGCACUUCAGAAACAAGGAGGAGCCGAGGAAGGUCUGCUUCACCUACGACCUCUUCCUGAACCCAGAGGGCAACCCGCCCGUGAACCACCUGCGCUGUGAGAAGCUCACCUUCAACAACCCCACCACCGAGUUCCGCUACAAGCUGCUGAUGGCUGGCGGGGUGAUGGUAAUGCCCGAAGGAGCAGAAUCGGUGUCCAGGCCCAGCCCCGACUACCCCAUGUUACCCACAAUUCCACUCUCUGCCUUCUCUGACCCCAAGAAGACCAAACCGUCCCACGGCUGCAAGGACGCCAACAAGGAGAGCAGCAAGGCCUCGAAGCCGCACAAGGUGACCAAGGAGCAGCGGGAGCGGCCGCGGAAGGACUCGGAGAGCAAGGGCUCCUCCCGGGAGCUGGAGCGCGAGCAGGCCAAGGGCAGCAAGGACGCGCGCAAGCUGGCCGAGGGCCGGCUGCCCAAGGAGGACAAGGCCCCGCCGCCCAAGGCUGCGUUCAAGGAGCCCAAGAUGGCCCUGAAGGAGGCCAAGCUGGAGAGCUUGUCCCCCAAAGGGGGGCCCCAGCCCCCAGCCCUGCCCAAGGCUUCCAGCAAGCGGCCGGCCGCCGCGGACUCGCCGAAGCCCAGCGCCAAAAAGCCGAAGAAGAGCAGCUCGAAGGGUUCCCGGAGCGCCCCGGGCACCUCGCCCCGCACUUCGUCUUCCUCCUUCCCGGACAAAAAGCCGGCCAAGGACAAAAGCAGCAGCAAAGGGGAGAAGGUGAAGGCCGAGAGCGAGCCCAGGGAGGCCCGGAAGGCGCUGGAGGUGGAGGAGUCCAACUCGGAGGACGAGGCCUCCUUCAAGUCAGAGUCCGCCCCGUCCAGCCCGUCCAACUCCAGCUCCAGCUCGGACUCCAGCUCAGACUCGGAUUUUGAGCCGUCUCAGAACCACAGCCAAGGACCCCUGCGCUCCAUGGUGGAGGACCUGCAGUCAGAAGAGUCCGACGAGGACGACUCUUCAUCAGGCGACGAGGCCACCGUGAAGACAAACCCAGGACGGGAUUCCAGGUUGAGCUUCAGCGACAGCGAGAGUGACAACAGCGCAGACUCCUGCCUGCCCGGCCGUGAGCCCCCGCCCCCCCAGAAGCCACCCCCACCCAACAGCAAGGCGCCCGGCCGGCGGAGCCCGGAGCCCUGCAGCAAGCCGGACAAGAUCCUCAAGAAGGGCGGCUACGACAAGGCCUACACGGACGAGCUGGUGGAGCUGCACCGGCGGCUGAUGGCGCUGCGGGAGCGCAACGUGCUGCAGCAGAUCGUGAACCUGAUCGAGGAGACCGGCCACUUCAACGUCACCAACACCACCUUCGACUUCGACCUCUUCUCCCUGGACGAGAGCACGGUUCGCAAGCUGCAGAGCUACCUGGAGGCCGUGGCCACAUGACCCGGGGCCGGGUGCCGGGCAGGGGCCCCCGCUGCCGGGCCCGGGGGGGCUGUGCGCGGGCCCCGCUGCUCGUGGCACUGCCUUAGCGACCGCCCUGCCCUCGGCCCUCGGAGCCAGCUGCACUUUCCUGGCGGCUUCCCCCCCGCCCGCCCCCCAAGGGGGGCCGGGCUGCUCCCGGCAAGUGGUCUGUGUUGGGGGCAUCAACCAGGCUGGGCCUCGCUCCCCGCAGAGGAAGAAACACGUGGGGCUGGGGGCGGCCCGGCGCCCCGGGGGGCUGCGUGGCCUCUCUGAGCAUCCGGGCGAGCCCAGCCUCCCAGACGGUUCCGAACACGCCCCCGCCCACCCCGGCCGGGCCGCGCUGUGCAGUUGUCUAUAUUAUACAUGUGUGUGCGCUGUUCUGUACACGAGCGGUUUCCCAUGUGCGUUUCUGUGGCAGCAAUGACGUGGGGGGUGGGGGGCUAAGCUGGGACUCUAGGGUAAGCUGUCUGCGGGGUCUCUGUCGGGCCGCCUCCCGCCGGGCCCGGCCCCUGAACACUACGCCGGGCGGCCGGGCGUCUGCUCGGCCGGCGCCGGCCGGGCCUCUGGGCGCACCUCCUCCAUAGGAUCCUCUUCCUCCGCGUUGUUGAGCAAGUCUUCGAACUUUGAAACAAAAUGAGCUUUUGCCAAAUAAGAUGGGGUAGUUUGUGGAGUUCUCCAGGGACCACGGGGACUUGUGCUCCACGCGGGCCCCUCGCCCCCACGCCAGCCCAGGAAGCCCCGCCCCCCGAGACAGCCCACUCCAGGUCCCCCUGGUGCCGCCCUGCCCACCCCCACCCCUCGUCCCCUGUCUCUUCAAGUCCCUGUGCAGGCAGAGGGGGCAGGGCCCCAUCACCCCCACCCCCACCCCCACCCCGCUAUGGGUUCACGCGCGGGGCGGGGCCCGGCUCUGUCCCUGCGCCCCCUGGUCUUCCUGCGCUGUCUGCCGGGCACACCCCGACACUCCGUGCCUCCAAGGCCCCCCCAACUCCAGUGCCCUGGGGGUUCCCCCGGAGCGUCGGGAAAGGCCGAGAACUUCCAGAGGAGACCUCAGAGGCCCCUCGCCACCUGCGGCCCCGCUGCCUUCAGGUAUCGGGGAGGGGCAGGCUCCGGCCGCCGCCCGCCCCCUCCCCAGGCAGGCCAAUAAUACUCCAAAGUGGGCGCCCGCGCUUCCGCUGAAGAUGGACGUGGACAGGCCCCAGUGCCCCGCGUGGGCGCGGGGAUGGCGCCGCCAGUCCGCCUUCUGUGGGCAGAGGCCGCGGGCAGUCGCCGGGCUGCCGUUUGCCCAGAGGCUCUCCGGGGCCCACGCGGUGGCCUGCGCAGCCUCGGCGGUGGCUCCCGGCCCUUCCUGCUGUCGGCAAAGCCCCCGGAAGCAGCGGCCCGUUUCUGUUACCUCCUCUGGCCGGAAGGCCUCACCGCUGUCCUCCAGGGCUGGCUCCUCGCCCCCGCGACGGACGCGCUGGCCGCCAGCAUUCCCAGCUGCUGCCUCCUCGCCCUGGCUGCCCAGCAGCUGGGCCGGAGAGGCUCCGGGGCGCGCCGUGCUGAGCCGCUCGCCCCAGUGCAAACCCGGAGUGGCCGCGUCCUGAACAGGUGUAAGCCGAGCCGACGCGGAGCGGACACCAGAGGGUAUCGAAUACCUUCCGCGCCCCAGGAACCGGGGCUCCCUCCCGGCGGCCCAGACCAAUCCUGGCUGACAGGAAUAAGGAGGAACGUGUUUGUAACGAGUUACAGGAUUGUUUCUGUCCUGGAUUUUAAACUUUUUGUUAAAUUGUGAAAUUAUGGAGGAGUUUUAUAGAAAACAAAAGUGAAAUAAAGUCAGACGGAAAGCAGA
Lepus europaeus (European hare) is the source of this 3576-nucleotide messenger RNA. It is a transcript of the gene MLLT1, whose product is annotated as MLLT1 super elongation complex subunit. Bases 159 to 1730 code for a protein of 523 amino acids. Gene Ontology annotation, biological process: regulation of DNA-templated transcription. The record is from RefSeq and is a predicted model, not a curated record. Gene Ontology annotation, cellular component: super elongation complex. NCBI's taxonomy places the organism in Eukaryota, Metazoa, Chordata, Mammalia, Lagomorpha, Leporidae. The transcript is spliced from 12 exons.